UCCUGAAUACCUUAUUCCUAUUUGCACUAAAAUCUAUUUCGGUUAUGCGCUUGAUGGUUUACUCGCUCUGCCUAUGAGAGAUAUACCUAGUUAGAUAAGAUAUCAGCCAUAUCUUAAAAAAGUUAGUAGAUAAACAGUAGAAGUUAGUAGAUUUUUUCUGUGAAUAUUAUUUAGCAUAAUAUCUCGCCGGUAUUAGAAAUAAAUAGUUUAAAAAAUGUCGGCAAAGUUGCUAUAUAUCUUGUUUCUAGAAUAUUUAGUAUUUAGUAUCUUAAGUGCCGAAGAGUGUCCAGAAAAUAUAAGACUCUUAUGCCGGGUUCAAAAAUUUUGUGGGGAUUGUAUGUUAGCUGAUAGUUGUUGUCAUUGGUGUUACAAAGCGAAUUUCUCCGGGGCAUACCAAUGUGAUUUUAAAGAUAGUUUAUCAAAUUGUGAAGGAAACAUAUAUGAAAAUAAACCUUCUCAAAUGACCAUUCAACGUAAUUUAGAAUUUACCGUAAUUAACAGUUCUGAAAAUGCUGUCAACGCUAUCCAAAUUAAACCACAAGCAUUUAAUAUUACUUUAAGAAAAGAUACGCCAGUUGAACUAACAUUCACCUAUAAAGCAGCCCGGAAUUAUCCAUUAGAACUCUAUUACCUUGGAGAUCUUAGUUAUUCUAUGAAAACCCACUUGGAAAUUCUAAAAAAUCUUGGCAGUGCAUUGGGAAGAAGCUUAGAAAAGCUUACCAAACAUUACAAAUUAGCUUACGGAUCUUUCUUGGAUAAGCCUGGAAUGCCUUUCAUGUUUACUGAUGAGAGGAGUAGAAACAAUCCAUGUCGAGGCGAAAAUGCGAAAUGUGAUAGUACCUACCUUUUUAAGCAUAGUUUAAAUUUUACCGAUGAUAUGAGUAAGUUUUUUGAACAGGUAAGAAACAGUAAAAUAUCAGCAAACACCGAUGAUCUCGAUGGUGCUUUAGAAGCCAUCUUCCAAAUUCUUGUUUGCGACACGCAGUUUGGAUGGUCCGAAUAUGCUAGAAAAAUUAUUUUGCUAUCCACCGAUAGUUUCUUACAUACUGAAGGUGAUGGAAUAUUGGCAGGAGCUACUAAAGUCAAUAGCAGAGAGUUGUGUUUGGUAAAUAGUACUGGAGACCAUACAGAUCCGUUAAAAUAUGAUUAUCCUUCUUUGGGACAAAUAAAAGAAUUGUUGAGGAAACAUAAGACCAAUUUAAUUGUGGCUGUUACCGAAGAUAAAAUAAAUCAUUAUGAGAAAAUGGAACAUGAUAUUCUUGAACAAGAAGCUUUUGUAGGAAUACUUCAGAACAGAUCCAGAAAUAUUUUGGAAUUAGUGAAUAAAGGUUUUUAUGAUUUUAUUCAGCAAGUUGAGUUCUCAGUUAAUACAACUCAUGCCCCAGAACUGGAUGUUCAGUUUUUCGCAGACUGCGAUGGCCAUUUUAAGCAGGUCGCCGGAUGUAAAAAUGUAAAAGAGGAUGUACCAAUUACUUUUAAGGUGCAGAUUAAACUAAAAGAGCUGACCAAGAAAAAAAUGGAGCAAAUCUAUAUUAGAGAAAAAAAUAUAAACGAUGUUAUAGAUAUUAAUAUAGUUUAUGCAGAGGGCAGUUGCGACUGUCCAUCAAAGCUUGACUCAGCUGCCAGUUUAAAUUGCGAAAAUGGAAGAUUGGAUUGCGGACGAUGUGUGUGUGAUUUGGGGUGGAAGGGAGAAAAUUGCUCUGAAGAAUGCCAAGAAGAUGUUCGAGCAUGCCGAAAAGAUGAAUAUUCUUAUAUUUGUUCAGGAAGAGGUGAUUGUCUUUGCGGACAAUGUAGCUGUCCAGAAUGGUACAAUGGCAAAUUCUGUGAGUUUGAAUGCCCUCAUAGCCUAGAUCCAAAAACAAAGACUACUGUAAUUUGUAGUGGGAGAGGUACUUGCUAUGAAGGAGUUUGUAAUUGUCGUAAAGGCUAUACUAAGGAUGACUGUAGCUGUGAGGAGUCUACUGACAAUUGUCAUCUUGAAGAAGAUGGUUCUUAUUGUAAUAAAAACGGUAUAUGCGAGUGCAACGAAUGUCACUGCGCCGAUGGCGCCACAGGAACGUAUUGUGAAAUCAUUAAAGAGCAGAAUACUUUUUGCGCAAAAUACGAUAAUUAUAUGAAAGAAUAUUUGUCUGAGAAUACCACGGAGUUUUACGCAGAUGGCGUCUUAGUUGCUGAAAAGGAGUCUGAAACUUGUCAAAGCGAAGUAUGUAAACUAGUAUACUAUAAUAGUAAUACUCAGAGGUGCAUCAUAGACUAUUGUUAUCAUAAGGGCAAUAAUAACACCAUUCAUCUUACUACAACUAAUAAGAACUGCGUUUACACACAGCAAGCUAAAGGAAUUGGUGCUGGCUUAGCGGCUUUUUUUGCUGUAUUUUUAGGCGGAAUAAUAAUGAUUUUAAUAAAAAAAUGGCAAAUCUAUCGAGAAGAAAAGGCGGAAUAUAAAAGGUUUGUGGAAACAAAUAAAGAACUUAAUGAAAUGAAUCCCUUGUAUAUAUCGCCAGUUUCGGAGUAUAAAAAUCCAAUGGCGAGAUAGUAACUUUAGUGUUUUUUUUAAUUUCAUAGAAAAACAUAGUAUAUUGGAUUUAAAGUCGAAUUUUCCAGUUUUUAUUUCCCAAUCAACCAUAAAAAUUAAGUAUGAUUUAUUAUAAGAAUAUUAUACGUGAAAACAAAUAAAACAACUUUUAUUGG
Anthonomus grandis grandis is the source of this 2688-nucleotide messenger RNA. Its product is annotated as integrin beta-nu-like. Gene Ontology annotation, molecular function: integrin binding. Gene Ontology annotation, cellular component: cell surface; focal adhesion; integrin complex. Gene Ontology annotation, biological process: cell adhesion mediated by integrin; cell migration; cell-matrix adhesion. Bases 215 to 2533 code for a protein of 772 amino acids. The record is from RefSeq and is a predicted model, not a curated record. NCBI's taxonomy places the organism in Eukaryota, Metazoa, Arthropoda, Insecta, Coleoptera, Curculionidae. The transcript has 13 exons.